Crotalus tigris (Tiger rattlesnake) is the source of this 3197-nucleotide messenger RNA. RefSeq names its product poly(A) binding protein interacting protein 1 (gene PAIP1). Lineage: Eukaryota; Metazoa; Chordata; Lepidosauria; Squamata; Viperidae. The transcript is spliced from 11 exons. The coding region runs from base 208 to 1581 and encodes 457 amino acids. Gene Ontology annotation, molecular function: protein binding; translation activator activity; RNA binding. The record is from RefSeq and is a predicted model, not a curated record. Gene Ontology annotation, biological process: regulation of translational initiation.
GGGAGGCGCUGCGGGCAAAAGGGGGGGCUCGCUUAGAGGGGUGAGGAGAAAGCGCUGCUUCUCGUUCGUCGGCGUGUGUGCGACCAGAAGCGGGGAACCGGAGGGGGAGGACAGAGAGCGGUGGGGCAAGGGCGGCGGGCGGCCCGGACCCUGCUGCUGCCCCCCCCCUCCAUUCGGCAGGACUUGAAGAGAGGCUUGGAAGCUGAUAUGUCUGACAACGGCUUCGACCGGGCUCCCGGCGCUGGUCGAGGCCGAGGGGGUGGUGCCCCAUUGGCCCCGGAAAGCGGGGCUCGCUUGGGAAUCGGCGGCGGCGGCGGCAGUUUCGGGACUCCCGAGCAGCUCCUCAAGCAGGAUUUCUCGCGUCCUCAGGAGCCUCUCCGGCCCCCCAAGACUGCACCUCCGGGCAGCAACGCCGCCUCAGAGCCAGCAAGACCUGCAUCAUUACCAGAGAAAAAAAAUUCAGGCUCAGCAGUAACUAAACCUCAGGUGGUUGUGGCUCCAGUGGUAAUGUCAAAGUUGUCAGUAAAUGCUCCUGAAUUUUACCCAUCAGGAUACAGCCUAAAUCAUUCUGAAUCUUUAGAAGAUGACUGUGAUGGAUAUCCAACUUCAACAGAAUAUGUGCAGGAUUUUCUAAAUCAUCUUGCAGGGCAGCCAGCCUGUUUUGAAACUGAAAUAGCACAUUUUGCAGAAAUACUAAAUGGCUGUGUGACUACAUAUGAAGCUUUACAAGUACUUGUUGAACUCAUAUAUCAGCAGGCUACUUCUGUCCCCAAUUUUUCCUAUAUCGGGGCAAGGCUAUGCAAUUAUCUUUCUCAUCACCUCACCAUUAAUCCACAAAGUGGCAACUUCAGACAAUUACUGCUUCACAGGUGUCAAAAAGAAUUUGAAAAUAGAGAUGGAGCUGCCAAAGGAGAUGAUGCUGUGAGGAAACGAUUUCAUGCAUUUGUGUUAUUUUUGGCUGAACUUUAUCUAAAUCUAGAGAUAAAAGGAAGUAACGGACAAGUAACUCGAGCUGACAUUCUUCAAACUGGACUUCAUGAGCUAUUAAAUACACUUUUUUUAAAUCCUAUGGACAGCAAUUUAAUUUGUGCAGUAAAACUAUUGAAAUUGACAGGAUCAGUUCUUGAAGAUGUAUGGAAAGAAAAAGGAAAUACUUACAUGAAUGACAUAAUACAGAAAAUUGAAAAUGUUGUCUUGGAUGCAAAUUGCAGCAGAGAUGUAAAGCAUAUGCUAUUAAAACUAGUAGAAUUGCGAUCAAGUAAUUGGGGAAGGGUACAUAUUACUUCAACAUACAGGGAAGCAACUCCAGAAAACGAUCCUAAUUACUUCAUGAACGAACCAACAUUUUACACAUCAGAGGGUGUGCCUUUCACUGCAGCAGAUCCAGAUUACCAAGAGAAAUAUCAAGAACUUCUUGAAAGGCAAGAUUUGUUUCAAAAGUGUGAAGAAAAUGGAACAGGAGCUGAAGACGAAUAUUUUGAUGAUGAAGAUGAUGAAGAAAAAGAUGAUGAGAUGGAUCCAGAAAUUGAAGAAGCAUUUGAAAAAUUUUGCUUAGAAUCUGAACGCAAGAGGAAACAAUAGGUUUUACAUAAAUAUUGUUUGUUUUUUGAAAAAAUUAAAACAGCAUAGAAUGGACAAUAAGUAAACAAAUGGAAAAUCCUUUAGUCUAUAUCAAAGGAAAUUAAGUUUUUCCAAGUAUGCAAUUUUCUUCUUGUUAAACAGAAUCUGCCAAAAAGAAGCAAUUGUAAAGUGAAAUUCUAUAUCUUGAAUAAUAUGUAAAUACUAUAGUUUAUUUUAUGUACAGUUAAAUAAGCAGUGUUUUUGCUGUAACAAAUUUAUUUGGCGCAUCACAUUAAUCUAAAACAGUGUUUCCCAAACUUGACAAUUUUAAGGCAUGAGGACUUCAACUCCCAGAAUUCCACAGCCAGCAACGCUGGCUGUGGAAUUCUGGGAGUUGAAGUCCACAUGGCUUAAAAUUGUCAAGUUUGGGAAACAUUGAUCUAAAAGUUCAACUUAGAUUAAAUUUGUAUUAAAAGUUCACACUUUUCUGAAGUAAAAUCCUUUCAAUCAUAAUGCAUUUUGAUUUGCUUUUGCAAUGGAUUUGUACAUUCUUCCCUUUGGAUAGUUUGUAGCAUCCCUUCCACAUUUUUAGGCUCAUGAAGUUGCCAAAUUUUUUUCUUAAUAUUUUACAAAUCAUGAAAAUUGUAGCCACCCAGCAACCAUUUGGAACCACGCAUAAAAAUUGGAUUUUCAAACAGCUACAUCGAUGUUUUGGUUCAUCAAAGCUGUCUUCAACAUUAUUACUAAGUUUUAGAUGUCAUAUUAGUGAACUUCUGAACUAUGGGUUUAGACGAUCAGAAAUGUGUCAUGUUUAUUUCUUUACCCAUUUCCAUAUUAAUACUUCCUGCUUUAGCCAUUGUUUAUUGUCAGGCUUAUGUUAAUAAAACAAUGAUUAAUGCUAAUCAGGAUUAAAAUGUUGGUUAACAAAUCUGAUUUAUCAGGUAAAAGAGAAGGUUGCAAAGUCCCCAAAAAUCCAUAGUUUAGGAUACUUUCAUAAAUCCAGAUAGCAGCUUAGAAAUUCUAUGACUCUGACUUUGCUCAUGUUUGCAAAGGAUAGUUCAAUUUUUAGACUAGCUAUAUUGGGCCCUAGGAUGAAGACUUGCUAUUUUAGAGGUUUCAAAAUAUAACAUAAUGUCUGAAUUCAGCCAUUUCUGCUGAUUUCCACUUUGAAAUUUAAAGAAAUUAUUUUUAGUUCAAAGUUCAUAAUUUGUGUCUUUGAAAUGCAUACUAAAAAGAAGCCCUCGUGUCUCUUUUUAGUUUGCAUCACAUUUAACAAGUAAAUUAAAUUUGUCUAUUGUCUUUCCUUUAAAUCAUUUGUUUUUUUCUCUCUAAAAUUUUGUCCAGGAUACUUUUAACAUUUUUAUUCACUAUUUUAUAUUAAAUAGAUUACCUAGAAUCUUAUUUCCUAACACCAAAUGUGUUGAACUUCCUGAGCAGUAGGUUAAAUAACUUAUAUAAAGACGUAAGUUGUAAAUAUGUAUGUAAAUAGUGCUGUUUAAUAUUGCACUGUUAUAACUUGGUACAAUUUGUGUCUGUUAAAUGAGUUAGUAUAAAAUUACAUCUUCUGAUUGUUUAGCUUUUAGUUAACACCAUAUUUUGGAAAAAAAAUAAACAGUUUGUUGUUGGAUGUGCUUUUA